Linderina pennispora is the source of this 540-nucleotide messenger RNA. RefSeq lists its product as uncharacterized. The transcript has 2 exons. The coding region runs from base 1 to 540 and encodes 179 amino acids. Gene Ontology annotation, cellular component: endoplasmic reticulum membrane. The record is from RefSeq and is a predicted model, not a curated record. Lineage: Eukaryota; Fungi; Kickxellomycota; Kickxellomycetes; Kickxellales; Kickxellaceae. Gene Ontology annotation, molecular function: diacylglycerol O-acyltransferase activity. Gene Ontology annotation, biological process: triglyceride biosynthetic process.
AUGUACAUUGUGAUCCAGCAGUACGCUAUUCCGACGCUGGUGGGCUCGGUCAUGGCCAUUGACAAGCGCGAUGCCUUCUGGCUGUCCGAGCGCGUGCUGAAGCUGUCAGUGAUCAGUGCCGGUGUCUGGUUCCUCGGGUUCUACGCUAUCUUCCAUGCGGGGCUUAAUGCGUUGGCCGAGCUGUUGGGGUUCGCUGAUCGCGCGUUUUAUCUCGACUGGUGGAACUCGCGCCAUAUCAUGAUGCCUUUGGUCUCGGCGCCCCUGUCGCUGUCGCCCCACCUGGGUGUCUUGCUGACCUUUGUGGUUUCGGCUGUCAUGCAUGAGCUGCUGUUUGGCAUUCCGACCCACUCGCUCAAGGGGUACUCGUUCUUUGGAAUGAUGUUCCAGAUCCCCUUGAUCCAGCUCACCCAGUGGUUGGUGCGGUGGCGUGGACCCGAGUCGGGCCUAGGGAACGCCGUGUUCUGGAUAUCCUUCUGCAUUGUCGGCCAGCCACUGGGUGUCGUGCAGUACUACUAUGACUGGGUCAAGAACAACCCCUAG